This is a messenger RNA of Macrobrachium nipponense, 878 nucleotides long. Its product is annotated as glutamic acid-rich protein-like. The record is from RefSeq and is a predicted model, not a curated record. The transcript has 2 exons. The coding region runs from base 254 to 676 and encodes 140 amino acids. Lineage: Eukaryota; Metazoa; Arthropoda; Malacostraca; Decapoda; Palaemonidae.
CUGCAAUAUAUAAUUCAUUUAUUAGUGUCUUAUACCAUUGGCUUUCAUACCACAUAAUGAAGCAUUGCGUCGAGAAAGAAACAGCCAAGAAAACACUUAUUAUUUCACAGGGCAUCAGGAGAGAUUACCAGUUGUUCUGUCUUUUUCCGCAUUUCUAAUAUCUAUUUUUCUGAUCGCUUUCCUUUUCAAUGUCAGGUAAUUGUGGUGCUCUGUGCAGUGGCACUAGUGUCUGCUGGAGGUGGAGGGGGAGGUUAUGGUGGAGGAGGCGGAGGAAAAGGAGGAGGAGGUGGAGGUUACGGUGGAGGAGGAAAAGGAGGAGGAGGUGGAGGUUACGGUGGCGGAGGAAAAGGAGGAGGAGGUGGAGGUUAUGGUGGAGGAGGAAAAGGAGGAGGAGGUGGAGGUUAUGGUGGAGGUGGAAAAGGAGGUGGCGGCGGAGGCUAUGGCGGAAGUGGCGGCGGUGGUGGAGGAUUUGGAGGAGGAGGUUACGGAGGAGGUGGGAGCGGAGGUUACGGAGGAAGUGGAGGCGGAAGUUAUGGAAGCAGUGGAGGUGGAGGUUAUGGAGGAAGUGGAGGAGGCGGAGGAGGAUUUGGAGGCGGUGGAGGAUACGGUAGCAGUGGAGGUUAUGGUCGUUAAGAAGCACUGUUCCGAAAUCUCAGACUGUCUAAGAAUUCCCUGAAUAAACCCAAUAAAAAGGCCCUUUACAUUUCAUUCCGAACCUUUCUUUGCAUUUCAUCAAAUACCGGACAUUUUUCAUGGAACGUCUCUCAUCGCUCUUGUGUUAUGGAACUAUUCAAUGUUUGUUCUUUUCUCCUCUCAAUGAAAACCUGAAAGAGGGUAGUUUUCCAGUGAACUGAAUAAUAAAUAUCUAGACAAUCAAA